AUGCUCGAAUAUGUCGUGGUCACCCCCACGUCACUCUCGCUCAGGCUCUUCAUCGCUAGCUGCGUCAUCGGAUUUCUCGUCAUAGUCGCGACGGCCCUGAGGCUGUUCUCUCGGUACUUCAUCGCAGUGAGGCCAGGCUGGGAUGAUGGGUUGGCUCUCAUCGCCACGGUUGGCGCGUUAACGCAGACGGUUCUGUUCUCACUCCUGGUGUAUGGAGGUCUCGGGCACCAUGCAGACACCGUCCCGGAGCCGAAUCAGUUCUCGAUACCCAAGAUCCUAUUCAGUUUCGAAAUCUUCCACGUCAUCUCACUGAAUACGGGAAAACUGAGCGCACUUAGCUUUUACUUGAAGCUGUUCGCCAACAAGACGAUGGAAAGAGCCACAAAGGCCGCUAGCGCAUUCAUUGCUGCUUGGAUGAUCGGUCUUCUCCUCUGGGAGUUCUUGUUCUGUCGUCCUCUGUGGAAGAUGUUCGAGUGGGGUGGUCUAGAGCAAUGUGGUGACAGAAAACCUCUGUACAUAGCUGUCUGCACCUUCUCCAUAUUCAGCGACUUGUUGCUGCUCGCACUCCCAAUGCCUGUCAUUUGGACCCUCAAGAUGGACAGGGACACAAAGCUGCGUUUAUCGUGUCUCUUCGCUGCGGGUUUCAGCGUGACAGCGGUGUCGAUAACGCGUCUGGUCUACAUAGUGACCAUAGACUACCACCACGACUUCUCGUUCUAUUCGGUCAGCGCCACGUUUCUGGCGAACCUCGAGCCUUUACUCACCAUUCUCUGUAUCAGUCUUCCGAUGAUAUAUUCGCUGUACGCCAAGGUUGUGCCAAAAGGGGGCAGGAGGAGCAGUCAUGGUAGCAAGCCUGUUACCUGGACGUUUGCCUCAAGCUUGGUACGACGCGGGAAUCCCAAGAAACGGGCCUUCAAUCCGUUGGAAACCAGUGGGCCCGAACACUUCGAGCUCGACCAGAUAUAUAGCCCGGAGAAGCGCGUGCGAUACAACGUCUCGGUUGAUAGGGGGUGGAAGACAGACCCUCAUUACCAAUCCCCGAUCUCGAUAUUGCAGAGUUCGAAGCCAGAGGGCGACGCAAGCAGCGGGUCGGAAGCUGGGCUUGUGCAUUAUGGGAAGGAAAGCAACAGUGUCGAACAGGACGACGACGACGACAACCACAACGCACAGCUUCGGCAUAUCCACCAAGCUUCACAAGUAUCAGCAAAAUGUGGAAUGCGAUUAUCCUCGUGCUUCUUUGCAUUGUCAGUCUCAUUAUCCAACGACAUCACAGGCGUCGAAAGACCAGGAGCCAGCGAGGAUCUCACGAUCCACAAAGACAUCUCAUUUUUGCAUCGCUAUCAUCAGAAGUACGAUACUUCCUUCGAGCUCAAUACUUUGCUUGGCGCACCAACAAUUUUCACCAUAGCCCCCGAGAACAUAAAGCUCAUCCACACCCGCGAGCACGAAUGGGGUAUCCAGCCCAACAGACUUCCGGGAAUGGAGUACUUCUGCGGUCGCGGGUUCCUCACGAUGGAUGGGGAGAUCUGGCGACAGUCCCGUAGGGCGCUUAGACCCUCGUUCGCGAAGAGUAACUUGGCCAACUUGAGCGUUCUAUCGCGAGAAACCGAUACCUUUCUGGACCAUCUACCGAAAGAUGGCGCCACUGUUGACUUGCCAGCCUCUUCUUUCCUCAACACUUCGUUGCACUUCCUCUUGGGCGUUUCCCCGGGAGCUCAAGACCUCCACGCCCCUUGCACAACCCAGGAGUUCAUCAACGCUUUUCACGGUUCUCUCUUCCUAACCAUGCUUCGCAUAAUACUUGGACGCGCGUGGCAUCUGUUACCACAAGGGAAAUAUCGUCGGGUCUGCGGCAUCGCACAUAGCUUCCUGAACUACUACGUCAACAUGGCCAUGAACCGGCGGCUUGCCUCGAACAACGAGUCGAACUCAAAGCAGAGCUUGAUUGACAAUCUUGCCGCAUUAUCUGAUGACACUGUCUUCAUCCGGAUCCGUUCGGAAGUCUUGCAGCAAGGGGACAAUAUCCUCAAAUUCGAUGCUUUUCAGGGGAACACGAUUCUGGAGAACAUUCUCUUCGAAGCACUUCGUCUGUACCCAAUAUUCCCUCUCAUGGGACGCGUCGCACUCUGCGACACCACUCUUCCCACUGGCAGCGGGCCAAACCACGAUGCUCCCGUAUUCAUCCCAAAAGGAACAGAUCCCCACGUCUUCGGAGAGGAUGUCGAAGCUUUCAGGCCUGAGAGGCGGGACAACAUCCAGCCGGGCCAGUGGGACUUCAUGGGCUUCGGUGGAGGCAAUAGGGCUUGUCUGGGGCGCCAGAAGAGUCUGGUCGAGGCAUCAUACCUGCUCGCUAGGACAGCGAUGCGGUUUGAGAAGCUGGAGAGUCGCGAUGAUAGGGAUUGGAGAGGUGAGAUGAAAUUGACGUGCCAGAAUGGGAAUGGGUGCAAGGUUGCAUUUGCGUAG
Messenger RNA from Anthostomella pinea, 2463 nucleotides. The record is from the annotation of a GenBank genome assembly. NCBI's taxonomy places the organism in Eukaryota, Fungi, Ascomycota, Sordariomycetes, Xylariales, Xylariaceae.